AUGAAUUCCCUGCUCCUGAGCGCUGUCGUCUUUGGAUGCUUGUUGGAACCCGUCAUGGCAUGGAAUGAGACACAGCAACUUGCACUAGCCUUGGCGCCCAAGUUCUCGGGGACCUUGUCAAUCAUGGGAUCGGUCUUUAUCAUCACUGACAUUGUCAAGAGCCGAGAAAAGCUAGGACGGACCUACUCCCGAAUCCUACUCGUCAUGAGUCUCUACGAUUUCUUUACCAGUAUUGCCCAAGGUCUGUCCACAUGGCCCAUACCAGCAGAGACCCAAGGUGUCAAAUUUGCUUCAGGGACUACCUUUACCUGUAACUUUCAGGGAUUCUUCACACAGCUUGGAGUGGGCGCACCCAUGUACAAUUGCUCCCUUUCUUUUUACUAUUUGAUUGUUAUUGCAUUCGCCUUUAGCGAAGACAGAGUCAGGCAAAUUGAAGGGUUCAUGCAUUUCAUUCCACUCUCCUUCUCGAUUGGAUCCGCAAUCGCUGGUCUUCCUCUGACACUCUACAACAGUGCCGGUCUCUGGUGUUGGAUUGCGGCAUUGCCGGGAACCUGUGUCAAUGGUAACAAACCAGAGGGAGAAGGAGAAUGUAGAAGAGGCGAAAUGGCCUGGGUCUAUCGAUGGGCAAUCUACUAUGGACCUGUAUGGUUAUCCGUCGUAACAAUCACUCUCAACAUGGGGGCCGUAUCGUACUUGGUUUGGGCCAAAGAACGGGCCAGUAACCGAUUUCGCUUUGGUCAUCCGUCCAACUUGACGUCUUCUUCGGCCGCGAGUGACGCGGGCAGCAAUGAUGGCGAACUGAUGGAUAAGAAUGCUCGAGCUAAGGCACAGGCUGGAAGCGUGACGCGGUACUUUGCCAGUAAGCGGCAAAAGGUCAAACAGAAAAAACGAGCCGGAUUAUCAAGCCAAGUCUUUUGGCAAGCAUUCUAUUAUGUCGUUGGAUUCUACAUUACUUGGAUUACUCCCACCGUGCUGAGAAUGUUGCAAACAAUCGACAAACCAGUCCCUUUUUGGGUUGUCAUGUGCAUGUCGAUUUUGUUGCCCUUGCAAGGCUUUUUCAAUUUCCUAGUCUAUGUUCGUCCGCGAGUUGUACAGUAUAGAAACCGGCAUCCAGAGAAUGGGCUGUUCAAUGCCAUUGCGCGGGCCGUACGACGAACAAUCACAGUCAUGUAUGUGAGCGACAGCCGUGCCUUUACGGAAACGGAAGCUCAAGACAUUGAAGUCUUGGAUCCUUGUUAUGCAUUGCAAGUGGAAAAGGAAGAGGAGCACCGCAGGCUCUCGCAAGAGAAACUUAAAAUCGCCGAGAAGGAUAAGCUUGAAUACAAGGAGAACGACGAGCCACACGACAAUCACGUUGAAAAGGCACCGUCAGCGCCUCGAACAACUAUGGAGCAACGUCGACUUGAUGAAAUGAGGCUUCUGGAAGAGGAAGAUCCAUCGUUUCACGAAGGAGAAAGUAUCCACAUGGACGUUGGAUGCAAUAGCGGAGACCUUGGGAAGAACGCUAGCAUCCGCAGCAAUGGAGACUGUGCACCCACAGACGACAAUCCGAGCAGUCUCUCCUCCAGUGGACGACAAAUAGUAUCUGGCAGCGGUCACGGCACGAUCCAUGAUAGCGCACACCAACUGUCUGACAUCGCACACAGCAAUCCUGGCGAGGAGAGUGACGAGCGAAAUCAACCUACGACAACGACUCAAAUUGCACCCAUGGAUGGCGAAGACGAGACCACAGGUCCUCCCACUCAGCGUCCGUAUUUCUACCCCGAGUUCUUGGGCGAUCCUGACUUCUUUUUCACCUGA
Seminavis robusta is the source of this 1800-nucleotide messenger RNA. The record is from the annotation of a GenBank genome assembly. NCBI's taxonomy places the organism in Eukaryota, Bacillariophyta, Bacillariophyceae, Naviculales, Naviculaceae.